Molecule: messenger RNA, 686 nt
Organism: Oryzias melastigma (Indian medaka)
Lineage: Eukaryota; Metazoa; Chordata; Actinopteri; Beloniformes; Adrianichthyidae
Gene: ifng1
Product: interferon gamma 1
Exons: 4
Coding region: 68-661 (197 amino acids)
Biological process (GO): immune response
Cellular component (GO): extracellular region
Molecular function (GO): type II interferon receptor binding
Source: RefSeq, a predicted model, not a curated record
GGCCCGGCCCGGAACGACGACCAGAACCCACGGCAGGACUGAUAGCGGGCAGGAGUAGCAGAGGAGGAUGAUGAUGGCUUUGAUGAAGGUCCUGCUGUGUCUGUGGCUGACUGUGAGCGGGGUCGGCGCCUCCUACGUCCCCCAGGAGAUGAACAAGACCAUCCAGAACCUCCUGCAGUACUAUAAAAUUCCGAACGCCGUGAGGUUUAAUGGAAAUCCGGUUUUUCCAAAGGACUUGGUGGACGGAAACGUGGAGAUGAAGAUGGUCUUCAUGCACGGCGUUCUGGAGACCUACGAGGAGCUGAUUGGACGCAUGCUGAGCCAGCUUCCCACCGCCACUCCACCGCUGGCCUCGUCCGGCACCACGUCCAACCACGACAGCGGCGGCGGCGCCCAGGUCAAGGCAGACGUCCGCUCCAAGCUGACGUACGUUCUGGGGAAGAUCCAGUAUCUGAAGAGGCAUCGCUACCAGGAGCAGGAGAAGCUGCUGCUGAGUCUGCAGAGCCUGAAGAGCAUCCAGAUGAGCAACCGGACCGUCCAGAGCAAAGCAUUGUGGGAACUGCCGCAGCUUUUCGAGAAGGCGAGCUCGCUGGCCGACGACAAGAUGAGGAGGCGGCGGCGGCGGCGGCAGGCGAGGAACAGGAUGCACCUGAAGGCCUGAGCCGGUUGCCAUGGCAGCCGCUAGA